Molecule: messenger RNA, 2088 nt
Organism: Talaromyces stipitatus ATCC 10500
Lineage: Eukaryota; Fungi; Ascomycota; Eurotiomycetes; Eurotiales; Trichocomaceae
Exons: 12
Coding region: 1-2088 (695 amino acids)
Biological process (GO): glucan catabolic process
Molecular function (GO): beta-glucosidase activity
Source: RefSeq, a predicted model, not a curated record
AUGCGUUCAUUCUGGUGGGUGACGACCAUAUUGAGUUCCUCGGUGAUAGCUGCAGGACAGAAUAAUGAAGCAUACUCACAACCAUCCUAUCCGUCUCCUUGGGGCGACGGCAAAGGCGGUUGGGCGGAAGCAUAUGAGAAAGCGCGAGAAUUCGUGAGUCAGCUUACUCUUGUUGAGAAAGUGAAUCUGACUACGGGUACUGGGUGGAUGCAAGGCUCAUGUGUCGGCGAAACGGUCUCUAUUCCACGACUAGGACUCCGUGGACUAUGCCUACAAGAUGGACCUAUGGGUAUACGAUUCAGUGACUAUAAUUCUGCCUUCCCAGCGGGUGUCAACAUAGCCGCAACCUGGGACCGCUCUCUCGGCUACCUGCGCGGCCGCGCAAUGGGACGAGCAACCGAGGGAGGUCGAAAUUGGGAAGGAUUCAGUCCCGAUCCCGUCAAUACCGGCGUGAUGAUGGCUGAAACGAGCAAGGGAGCAUUCAGAUUGGUUGGGGAGGCAAAUGGCUACGCAUGCGCAAACAGCUAUACAUUAAACAACCUCCUCAAGCGCGAACUCGAUUUCCAGGGUUUCGUCAUAAGUGAUUGGGGUGCGGACACAUCUGGCGUGAGCAGUACCUUGGCUGGACUCGACAUGUCCAUGCCAGGCGACACACUCUUCAGUUCUGGCGACUCUUAUGGGAGCGCGAAUUUGACCAUCUCCGUCGUAAACGGCACUGUCCCUGAGUAUCGAAUUGAUGAUAUGGCAAUUCGUAUCAUGGCUGCAUAUUAUAAAAUCGGCCGCGACAAAUACCAGGUUCCUAUCAACUUCAAUUCAUGGAAUCGUGAUAUCGACGACCCUAUAUAUGCAACUGCAGGACGAGAAUAUGGCAUUGGUCGAGUCAAUGAGCACGUUGAUGUACGUGGCAACCAUGCCUCGAUGAUCCGUGAAAUCGGUGCGGCAAGCACAGUUCUCCUCAAAAAUACAGAUGGCGCUCUUCCACUCAGCGGAGAAGAAAAAUUCACCGCGGUAUUCGGAUCAGAUGCCGACGCAGACCCUGUGGGUAUUAACAGCGUGCUGAUCAUGGCUGUGACAAUGGCACUCUUGCCACUGGCAUACAACAAGAUACAAGCCCUGGCUUCGCAGGCAGACGUCGCACUCGUCUUUGUCAACUCUGAUUCAGGCGAAGAAUUCAUCGUUGUUGACGGAAAUGAAGGUGACCGCAACAACCUUACUCUAUGGAGAGAUGGGGACACACUCAUCAAAGCCGUCACACAGAAUAAUAACACCGUAGUCGUCAUUCACAGCGACGGGCCAGUGUUGGUAGGAGGUUGGUACGAGAAUCCCAACGUCACCGCAAUUCUCUGGGCAGACGUCUUAUACGGCCGCGUGAACCCCGGUGGCAAGAGUCCAUUUACAUGGGGCAAAGCCCGUGAAGAUUACAGCGCAGACGUACUCUAUGCACCCAACAACGGCGAUGAAGCUCCACAGAUCGACCUCACGGAGGAGCCAAUAUCACCCCUGUAUAUGAAUUCGGAUCAUGGACUUAGUUAUACAACAUUCGCAUACUCGAAUAUUAGGGUUAGACCGCUUCGAAACCCGGCUCCUUACGUCCCAACGAGUGGACUAACAGAACCGGCACCGGUAUUUGGGAAUUUCAGCACGGAUUGGUCCGAUUACCUCUUCCUGGAGUCGUCAGGUGAUCCUGAUUAUGGUCUAUCGGCUGAUGAAUAUCUACCUGAAAAUGCGACAUCUGCUGUUCCACAGCCAUUGCAUCCGGCUGGAGGCCAACCUGGAGGGAACCCGGGUCUGUAUGAGCAGGUUGCCAUUGUUACUGUUGAUAUCACCAAUACUGGCACUGUUUCCGGUGAUGAGUAUAUAUCCCACGGCGGCCCCGACGACCCCAAAAUCGUCCUUCGAGGGUUUGAUCGUAUCUCCUUACGUCCCCAGGAAACCAAGGAGUUCAGUGUGGUUCUGACUCGGCGCGAUAUUUCGAAUUGGGACGUCGUUUCUCAGAAUUGGGUAGUCACGGAGUAUCCCAAGACGGUUUAUGUUGGGAGUUCUUCACGUGAGUUGCGGUUGGAGGCAGAUUUGUCUUCUUUGUCUUAG